Molecule: messenger RNA, 2700 nt
Organism: Helianthus annuus (common sunflower)
Lineage: Eukaryota; Viridiplantae; Streptophyta; Magnoliopsida; Asterales; Asteraceae
Product: serine/threonine-protein kinase 25
Exons: 18
Coding region: 64-2391 (775 amino acids)
Biological process (GO): regulation of MAPK cascade; intracellular signal transduction; protein phosphorylation
Molecular function (GO): protein kinase activity; ATP binding
Source: RefSeq, a predicted model, not a curated record
GAACAGACUGUAUUGACCAUAACCGUUUAAACUCCGACGAACACACACACACUCGCCGGAGAUAUGGAUUUCUCACCGUCAUCUCGCCGGAAUACCAAAAAACCGACAAAAUCAGACCUCUACUCAACGUUCGUAGUCCACAGUGACGACGACGAAGACGAAAACAACAACAAUCAACCCCAAAAAAACCCUAAAAACUCAGAUGCAGGAGAUAUUUACGCCACAAUGCUCUGUAAAGACGAUGACGAUCCAAACGACGAUGAAUCACUACCUGCGCUCCUCAAACACCUUCCGAAGGACUUCGGAGCCGCUGUAGAUUCCGACGACGACGGCGAAAGCAUCUCCGGCACGAUGAUUGUGAAAACUGACCGGAGAAGAGUUCAAUCGACGUAUCGGCGAGAUGAAGAGGAAGAUGAGGAUGAUGAAGAUGAUGACGGUGCUGGAUUUGGAACGUUUGUGGUGAGAUCGGAGGAGAGAGAAAGCGAGUCAGUGUCCGGGACGGUUGUGCGGCGGAGUAGUGGUGGUGGUGGAAUGUCGACAAUGAGUAGGGCGGUGGCGAGUAUGCAGGCGGUAGGUGAGGGAUUUGGGAGGAGGAAGGGGAGUGGUACAGGGAGUUCGGUGGAUGACGGAGGGUGUUCACGGCAGCAGACGAGUAAAAUGUCGUCCGGUUCGAUUGCGGAUAGUGUUACUAGAGAAGAUCCGUCUACUAAGUAUGAAUUGCUUCAUGAGCUUGGAAAAGGUUCUUAUGGGUCUGUUUACAAAGCUCGUGAUUUGCAAACUUCAGAAAUGGUUGCAAUCAAAGUGAUAUCAUUAUCUGAAGGGGAAGAAGGGUAUGAAGAAAUUCGUGGUGAAAUAGAGAUGUUGCAGCAAUGUAGCCAUCCUAAUGUUGUUCGUUAUCUAGGAAGCUAUCAGGGUGAGGAGUACCUCUGGAUUGUAAUGGAGUAUUGUGGUGGAGGAAGUGUUGCUGAUUUGAUGAAUGUUACCGAUGAGGCUUUAGAGGAGCCCCAAAUAGCAUAUAUAUGUAAAGAAGCAUUAAAGGGUUUAUCCUAUUUGCACUCAAUUUUCAAGGUGCAUCGCGAUAUUAAGGGUGGUAAUAUCUUGCUGACCGAACAAGGAGAGGUCAAGUUGGGUGAUUUUGGUGUUGCUGCACAGCUGACAAGGACGAUGUCCAAACGGAAUACGUUUAUUGGUACCCCCCACUGGAUGGCUCCAGAGGUUAUUCAGGAGAGCCGAUAUGAUGGAAAGGUAGAUGUGUGGGCGCUUGGGGUGUCUGCAAUUGAAAUGGCUGAGGGCCUUCCUCCAAGAUCAAAUGUGCAUCCAAUGAGGGUGUUGUUUAUGAUCUCCAUCGAACCAGCUCCAAUGCUUGAAGAUAAAGAGAAAUGGUCUCUUGUGUUCCAUGAUUUCAUUGCAAAAUGUCUUACAAAAGACCCUCGUAUACGCCCCACUGCAUCUGAGCUGCUAAAGCAUAAAUUCAUAGAAAAAUGCAAAAUCGGAGCUUCUGCAAUGGUACCUAAGCUUGAGAAGGCAAAACAAAAUAGGGCUGACAUGGCACGGGAAGCAGAAAACACUCCUCCAGAGACCGUACCAGGAUACGGGGCACUUGGAGCAAAAAAGAAUGAAGACUUUGGAGAUACUGUUCCAUCUAAGCCUCAUCAAGUGCCUAAUGGAGUACCUGUUGUGGGUGAUACAGUAAAAGCCGGUGGUCCGGAAGAGGCUGUAGAAGGUGAUUUUGGAAGUGUCGUAAUUCAUAAGACAGCUGUCAAAACACCGGUUCCAGCUGCGAAGGAUACUACAUCCUCAUCAGUACGUGGUCAAAGUUUAUCAACAGUUGACCCGGGAGAAGAUUCAGUUAGUCCAUGGUUGACCAAGAAAGUCGGCGCAUCUGCAGAUACAUUUCGUACUACUGAAUCACCAACUACUCAACAGACAGCACAAGCUAGUGGUGGCAACAGUGUCAUCAGUGGCACAACUAAGAAUGAAGGUGUUAAUCGCAAAGCAUUAGACAAGCUAUGGUCCAUAUAUGCAGCUGGCAACACAGUACCUAUUCCGUUUUUGAGGGCAACUGAUAUAUCUCCUAUCGCAUUGUUGUCUGAGAAUGUGCUUGGAAGUCAACAUGUGGAUAAUGUUGGAAAUGUAGCUGUAGAAGCAUUGCAAGAGCUUUUCACUAGCGACGCACAAUCUAAGAAGGGCCGAAGACAAAAUGAGCUGCCUCUUCCUCCAAGUGUAUAUGAAAGACUCACUUCAAGUCCAACAUUGAUGAAUCUUGCACAGGCUUUAUCAUAUCAUAAAAUGUGUUAUGAAGAGAUGCCACUGCAGGAAGUACAAGCAACUCAGGAACAACAAACCAUUCAGAACCUUUGCGAUACCCUUCGAACCAUAUUACGGUUAUAACAGAACAGGUAUGUGUAGUGUAUUUAUUUUAAAUGUUUUGCUUAACCCACCACUCUGUAGUAUUGUAUUGUAUUGUUGAUCCAUCUCAUUUGUGCUUAGUGCUUACAUAAGAAAGUUGUUUCUAGUCUUACGCAAGCUCUUCGGGCUUGGUUCUCCAAGUUGUCUAUUGUGCGUCUAGGACGAUUUGUUGUCACAUGUGUUGUAGAUUCGUUGUUUUGACCAAGGGUCUCGCGACUAACUAUUUGAGUUUUAGGUCCAAGCUUUAUGUCAUUACAAACUUUUUGCUUGCAGCGGAAUGUUAAGAUUUCA